Messenger RNA from Oncorhynchus keta (chum salmon), 1488 nucleotides. RefSeq lists its product as uncharacterized. The transcript is spliced from 2 exons. The record is from RefSeq and is a predicted model, not a curated record. Gene Ontology annotation, molecular function: complement component C1q complex binding. Gene Ontology annotation, biological process: innate immune response. NCBI's taxonomy places the organism in Eukaryota, Metazoa, Chordata, Actinopteri, Salmoniformes, Salmonidae. Bases 379 to 1233 code for a protein of 284 amino acids.
CUCUCUCUCUCUAUGCUGUAAAAGUGCCACCAGUGGCACCACUCCACCCUGCAGAUUGCCCCUCCCUCACAGUACAGGUGGUUACAUGGUGUUGUAAAAGGCACCCUCCACAGAAGCAUUACUCACACACCUUCCCCCACUUUAUCCCCCUUUUCUCUCCUCCCUCUCUCCUCCCCUUCUCCUGGUGUAUAACAGUCAGCCCAGACAAUUGUGGGUUCAGUCUAGUCAACUAGAGAGAGAGAGAGAGAGAGAAUACAGCACAAGACCUCUGGAGUAUCACUGGCAACGGGACGUUUUUUUCUGGAACAGUUUUCUUUUACAUACAUACACACUCACAUUCACACUUUCUUCCACACACACAGACUCGGAAGCGGCAGCAUGGUGAACAGGGUCUGGCAUGUGGUGUGUGUGCUCUGCUGUGUGUGUGUGUCGGUGUGUGUGAACGCAGAGGAAUAUGAAGUGAACUACGCAGACAACUACGAAAACGAGAUUACACAGGACCAACAGGACGGGGACUCCCCUGUGACUACCUGCCAGGCUACAGACCUCUCUCGCUGGAACAAACUCUUCGUGGCUCUGGAGGACUCCCACCAGAGGGAUAUGAUGCUGAUGGAAGCCCUGGAGCAACGCUGUGGAGCCCCGGGAGUCUGCCAGCAGUGCCUGCCCGCCAUCGAGGCAGUUUGCCGGGGGCAGACAGAGCAGGCGAGCCCCAGGCUCCAUCAAGGCCUAGUGGAGCUGAAGGAGGAGGCAACAGAGCGAGAGGGGAGGAUGAAUUCUUCAAUACAGCAGAUCAGGCAGGAGGGAGCAGAAAGUUAUGGGAGGAUGAUGGCUGUGUUACAUCAUCUCCUUCAGAACAGCAAAGAGCAGAACCAUAGACUACAUCGAUUGGAGGAGUGUAAGCUGACAGGGGAGGUGACAGAAGGGGCUGGAUCUAUAGGAGCCAGGCAUAGAGAAGCAGAGCCAAUCAGGACAGGGCAUAAAGAGAAUGGGUUGGGUUUGGGGGAGGGGCUUAGUGGGAGAGGUGGACCAAUAGGUACAAAGCCUGGCAGUAUAGGGGCGGGUCUCGGACUGGGUUUGGGCAUGAAGCUGUUCUCGUCAAGCACAAAGAAACAGUUAGUGACAUCAUCACCAUCAUCGGACCCGGGAAAGAUUGAGCGGCCUCUGGUUGCUAUAGCGAUGGAAAUGCAGAAGGUGCAGACCCAGCUGGGCCUAAUAUCCUCUGUAGGGAACUAAGGAUGAAAAAAUACACGGAGAAAUUAAAGGAAGGAUAUCUGAUGGAUAUUGUCCUCUAUCAGGGACUGAAUUAAAACUAAAAUAUAAACUUAUUGAAAUGUUGCACACUAACAUAUCACCUCUUUAUACAUUAGUAAAGCAAAACAAUCGCCUUGAAAUAUGUUUAGUAUUAUUUUUUAAUUCUGUAUAAUUAAAGGAAAUGCUCUGUGACUCUAAUUGUCUAAGUGAUGAAUAAAGAUUUGUUAAACUUUUUAA